ACUUCUAAGCUUCAGCCCUGCCUAAAUACUAGACGCAGAUAUAGCAGCGCACCAGAUACGGUCUAUAGUGAACCCUUUGUUCUCGCUACGGAAACCAUCUUCGAAUUUCUCACCAAGGUCAAUCCUGAUGACCGACUAAGUCUCCGGUUCAUUCAGCAUUCCUUACCUGAGCUUCGAUUCUCUUCUCUUAAUUCAAUCUCUAAUAUCGGAUUUAAUCACGAUUGUCUUCACCGUGGUAAAAAUCAACCAAAAGAGUCUCAUUCUCAUUAUUAUUCAGUACAUCUGCGAGAAUGUAAACUGCUUCAUCAGCGCUUGCAAGCCCAAAAUCUAGCUUAUGCUUGUCUGGCUGAGAAGCAUCGUCGUUGCCAGCAAGACAUUACAGAAGCUCAUGAGCGCUUAGCCCGAUUUGACGAGCUUGAGGAAGGCCUUCAUUCCAAAGUGAACAGGCUGCGGACUGAACUGGAGGCUAGUGCCAAACACAUCUCAAAUAUUACUCAUGAACUUAUUCGAUAUAAGACCAAAGGGACCCCUUCCACUGCUGCUCUCCCGAUAGAGGCAUCAUCGUCGUCAGCCGAUUUCUCUCUCGCUAUCCAACAGCGAGCCGAUUUUUCAUGUGAUGUAGGCAACUUCAAAGCUAACCUGUCGUGCAAAAUUGAGGACGAUAAGGAAACUUCAUUAUAUCAGGGGAUUGACCUACUCUCUAAGCCUCAACAGUUGCUGGAUGGGAAUGUAUGCAAGGCGUAUGAUGAACCUGCUUUCAAAGUCAGUAACUUUACCCAUAUAGGGAAAUUGUCAUUAGAAGACUCGCUUUUUGAAGAGCAGACUUCGGAAUACAUGUACUCGAGCGUCUUAAAAAACAAAACUGAGAAAGACCCUCCAAAUAACCUCGACAGGUCGACACUAAGAAAUGAUUUCUCUCAGCAGACUGAAGAUGAAGAGAGUGAAUUAUCCUGCCUUCGUCAAGAUAAUGCCUAUACGCCUGAUACAUUUAUUGAGUUGAAUGAAGGUUUAAGGCCGCGAAAUGCCUUAACUACUGGUCUCCAGAGCCAACUUGAUUCAAAAGCCAUCUUUUGUAAAAUUCCUCCAGCAAAUGAAUCUAAGCUCCGAUCAAGCCCCGAGCAGUUAUGCGUUGACUUAUGCCUGGCUGGCUCAUCGCGGAUGCCAAACUGUCCAGAGUGCCCUCUACAUUUGGUAGCUAUCAAUGCACUACAAGGCGUCAUUGUUGAAUCGGUCCCACAAUUGACUUAUUUGGCUGAUGUACUGAGGGCCGAAUCGGUCGAGUGGACCACUUUGCUUCAGGUGAACGGGCCUAGUGUAAGUGAUCAGCUGGAGUGCGUGAUCGAGACAGAGACACACGAGGAUAAGGCAUCAGUUGACCUGACGAGUAUACGGAGGCUACGCAAAGCGGUGCUUGAUCUCGUCGAAUUGUGUUCUCUAGCUGGUGCUGGCCUUUCUCGUCUCACUCGUCUUGACUGUCUUCUCUCUGAAUGCCAACAGAGCCUGUGUGACAUGGGUGUUAUGGCGCGGACGACCAAGAUCGGCCUGGUGGAUAAGGCGGCUGACUUGUCGCUUUUUCUCCUUGAUGUGCGCUUGAAUCCUCGAACUUUUAUAGCAACUGAUACCUCUCAUUCUCUUGCCACUCCAGCAGAUCCAAUGAUUACUGAAGCCAUUCCUGGGGAAAGUGUUGUAGGGGCUGGGCCAGAAAUUCCGGCUGACCAACCUGAUGAGUUUUCCCAGCUUUUUGAUUGGUUUUUCAUCACUUGUCAAGUCUCACUCCAAUGGAAUGAUGACUGGACAGCUUGCCUUUCUCUCCAAGGAGCAGGGGAGUCCAAGUCGGAAGCAUUCCGCAAGGCAAUCAACGGACUUCUUGGACAUCUAGAGGCCGUUGGAGAUCGGCUUGCUGCAGCUUUGACCGAGAACGACCACCUUCGUGACCAGUUGGAUCGAGAGCGUGGUCUCGUGGAGCUGUCAAGGCGUGUGGAGAAUUGGAGCAGCCAAUCGGCUGACCUGGCGCAUAUUUCACUCACGUUAACUCAAGAGGAGAAUGAUCUUCUGGAAGAGCAAGUCGAUAAUAACCAGAAUUCAGAAAAGACGAAGGCAGGGAUGGAAACCAGACCGGAAGACAUUUUCGUUAAGUCCAUCCAAACUUUCGAAGCAUCUGGUCGAGGCGAUUCCUCCGGAAAUCUUCUUGCUGAAAAGGCAAGUCAAUUUUUUGGUUAUCCUAUUUGCUUAGAAUCUAUGCUCUUUUUCCAUCCAAAUUUAUAA
Messenger RNA from Protopolystoma xenopodis, 2265 nucleotides. The record is from the annotation of a GenBank genome assembly. NCBI's taxonomy places the organism in Eukaryota, Metazoa, Platyhelminthes, Monogenea, Polystomatidea, Polystomatidae.